Misgurnus anguillicaudatus (oriental weatherfish) is the source of this 1523-nucleotide messenger RNA. The record is from RefSeq and is a predicted model, not a curated record. Lineage: Eukaryota; Metazoa; Chordata; Actinopteri; Cypriniformes; Cobitidae.
AUGUUCAUGACGUCAUUAGCCUAAUGCUGACGCUGCUCCUACUUACUAGGGGGUAGUGUGUUAACUGCAGUAUUAUACAGAUUUAACACUUAAUCAUACUAUAUUACCAGCCUGCAAAAUGAGCACGAUGUUUGCAGAUACGAUUCUGAUUGUGUUUAUAUCUAUUUGUACAGCAUUAUUAGCGGAAGGAAUAACAUGGGUUCUGGUGUACCGUACAGAUAAGUACAAAAGAUUAAAGGCCGAGGUUGAAAAGCAAAGUAAAAAACUGGAGAAAAAGAAGGAGACAAUUACAGAAUCAGCAGGGCGUCAGCAGAAGAAAAAAAUUGAGAGACAAGAAGAGAAACUCAAGAACAAUAACAGAGACCUGUCUAUGGUACGGAUGAAGUCCAUGUUUGCCAUUGGCUUUUGCUUCACAGCGUUGAUGGGCAUGUUUAAUUCCAUCUUUGAUGGUCGUGUUGUGGCCAAACUUCCUUUCGUCCCUUUGUCUUACAUCCAAGGCCUCUCGCACCGUAAUCUCCUUGGUGAAGAUUACACUGACUGUUCUUUCAUCUUCCUCUACAUCUUGUGCACCAUGUCAAUUAGACAGAAUAUCCAGAAGAUGCUGGGUCUUGCUCCCUCACGUGCCGCCACUAAACAAGCUGGUGGAUUUUUAGGACCUCCUCCACAAGCUGCCAAGUUUUCGUGAACAUGUGUAAAAUAGUGAGAUUCAUACAUAAUAAGAGGCCAUGUGCUGUACGUUAUGUAAAGGAAACACAUACGGUGAAAGUGUGUUAAUCAGGUGCAGCUACAUGUGGUGACCACAGAAGACGGCUAACUUUUUUUCUUUCUUUUUUUUUUGAGUUUUUUUGAGUUAAAGAAUGUGUUUGUAACUUAUAUGUAGUCAGAUUUUUAACAGAAAAUCUUCAGUUAGCAGAUGUAAUUAUAAAUGUGAAUUCAGUCAUCAGCAUUUAUGUACAUUUUUAUUUGCAUAUGCAUAUCCAUAAUUGCAAAAUUUUGAUUGCUCAAAGGUUUGAAAAAGGUUUCUUACCUCUUUCUCUAACUAAUAUAAUUUUAUGAUUAUCUUUAAGCUAUAUUAAUUCAUAUUAGGCUGAGAUAUAUUAUUGAUUCAUUUCUUAUAGUGACAAAUAAAAUAAUGAAUAUUUGACCCCUGAAUAUUUAGGAUAUGUUUCUAUGUUCUGUAUUGUGUAUGUAAUCUUUUAUUUAUGUGACAUAAAUUACUUUUGUGACCUUACAUUUUGUUUUUCUGUAGUCUUUGUUUUAAAUAUCACUGAUUAAGUAUGCAAGAAAGGGCUAUUCAUUGUUUUGCAAUUUGGAGUAAAGUAUUACGUUUUAGCCCUGCAUAUCCCCCAUUAUCCCACAUUAUAAAGUUUAUUUUGUAUUGCUGGUAUACAGUAAAGGGUUUAUGUACAACAAACUGCAACAGAACAAAAUGACUAAAUGCCAAAAAUUGUGAACUUGUUUGGCUGGUUUUUGUUGCUUUACAUUUCAUGUUAUAGUUCUGUACAAUAAAUAGCUUAUAUUAA